CGAUGGCAUUCGUUCUCAGCUAUUCUUAGGAGCCUCUCAGGAGCUCCACACAGCCUGGCCAGACAGCAAGGGACGGAGCAGAGGCCGCCACUGUCAGCACGAGCAUGUCUUACAGCGUGACCCUGACCGGGCCCGGGCCCUGGGGCUUCCGUCUCCAGGGGGGCAAGGACUUCAACAUGCCGCUCACUAUCUCCCGGAUCACACCGGGGAGCAAGGCCGCCCAGUCCCAGCUCAGCCAGGGUGACCUCGUGGUGGCCAUUGAUGGAGUCAACACAGACACCAUGACCCACCUGGAAGCCCAGAACAAGAUCAAGUCUGCCAACUACAACCUGAGUCUCACGCUGCAGAAGUCGAAGCGCCCCAUCCCCAUCUCCACAACAGCGCCUCCGGUCCAGUCCCCCCUGCCGGUGAUCCCCCACCAGAAGGACCCCGCUCGGGACACGAACGGCAGCCUGGCGGCGCUCAGCCCCAACCCCAAGGCGAGGGCCAGCCUGGGCACCUCGGGCACCCUGGGCACCCCGGAGCUCAGGCAGACCUUUAGCUCCUCCUUCUCCCAGACCUCCGUCUUCUCACACACAGGGGCCUCUGAGCCCGGCCCUCCACGGGGCAGCCCGGGGGCCAAGACCGGCCUGGAGGGAGCCCUGGACUCACUCAGCCCGAAAGUCCCGCAGGGCUCGAGCCAGCCGAGGCAGUAUAACAACCCCAUUGGCCUGUACUCGGCAGAGACCCUGAGGGAGAUGGCUCAGAUGUAUCAGAUGAGCCUCCGAGGGAAGGCCCCAGGUGCCGGACUCCCAGGAGGCGCCGACUACCAGGAACGGUUCAACCCCAGCGCCCUGAAGGACUCUGCCCUGUCCACCCACAAGCCCAUCGAGGUGAAGGGGCUGGGCGGCAAGGCCACCAUCAUCCAUGCGCAGUACAACACACCCAUCAGCAUGUACUCCCAGGACGCCAUCAUGGACGCCAUUGCUGGGCAGGCCCAGGCCCAGGGCAGUGACUUCAGUGGGAGCCUUCCUAUUAAAGACCUCGCGGUGGACAGCGCCUCCCCGGUGUACCAGGCCGUGAUCAAGAACCAGAACAAGCCGGAAGACGAGGCUGACGAGUGGGCCCGCCGCUCCUCCAACCUACAGUCUCGCUCCUUCCGCAUCCUGGCCCAGAUGACUGGGACAGAAUACAUGCAAGACCCUGAUGAAGAAGCUUUGCGAAGGUCAAGGCCCCAGGCCUCUGCCUACAGUCCCGCCAAGGCGACCUCUCCAGCACCUGCCACUCAUACAUACAGUGAGGCCUCAGCUGCCCCUGCGCCCAAGCCCCGGGUUGUCACCACCGCCAGCAUCCGGCCUUCUGUCUACCAGCCAGUGCCUGCAUCUACCUACAGCCCAUCCCCGGGGGCCAAUUAUAGUCCAGCUCCCUACACCCCCUCACCUGCCCCUGCCUACACCCCCUCGCCUGCCCCCACCUACUCCCCUUCUCCGGCACCAGCCUAUACCCCCUCGCCAGCCCCAAGCUAUAACCCUGCACCCUCAGCGGCCUACAGUGGGGGCCCUGUGGAGUCUGCCAGCCGCCCCCCUUGGGUGACAGAUGACAGCUUCUCUCAGAAGUUUGCCCCUGGCAAGAGUACCACCUCCAUCAGCAAGCAGACCCUGCCCCGAGGGACCCCUGCCUACACCCCGACAGGGCCCCAGGGGUCUCCCCUGGCCAGGGGCAUCGUUCAGCGGGCUGAGCGUUUCCCAGCCAGCAGCAGGACUCCGCUCUGUGGCCACUGCAGCAACGUCAUCAGGGGCCCCUUUCUGGUAGCCAUGGGCCGUUCCUGGCACCCGGAAGAGUUCAACUGUGCCUACUGCAAGACCUCCCUGGCCGACAUGUGCUUUGUGGAGGAGCAGAACAAUGUGUACUGUGAGCGCUGUUACGAGCAGUUCUUUGCCCCAAUCUGUGCCAAGUGCAACACCAAAAUCAUGGGGGAAGUGAUGCAUGCCCUGAGACAGACAUGGCACACCACCUGCUUCGUCUGCGCAGCUUGCAAAAAGCCCUUUGGGAACAGCCUCUUCCACAUGGAAGAUGGGGAGCCCUACUGCGAGAAAGACUACGUCAAUCUGUUCAGCACCAAGUGUCAUGGCUGCGAUUUCCCCGUGGAGGCUGGGGACAAGUUUAUCGAAGCCCUGGGACACACCUGGCAUGACACCUGCUUCAUCUGCGCAGUGUGCCACGUGAAUCUGGAGGGGCAGCCAUUCUACUCCAAGAAGGACAAACCCCUGUGCAAGAAGCACGCACACGCCAUCAACGUGUAG
Callorhinus ursinus (northern fur seal) is the source of this 2282-nucleotide messenger RNA. RefSeq names its product LIM domain binding 3 (gene LDB3). Gene Ontology annotation, biological process: actin cytoskeleton organization; muscle structure development; heart development. Gene Ontology annotation, cellular component: filamentous actin; stress fiber; adherens junction. The record is from RefSeq and is a predicted model, not a curated record. Gene Ontology annotation, molecular function: actin binding; muscle alpha-actinin binding. NCBI's taxonomy places the organism in Eukaryota, Metazoa, Chordata, Mammalia, Carnivora, Otariidae.